UUUAGAAUGUUUGGAGGAAAAAUACAUAAAGGUUGAUACGCGUUGUCCCGACACAAGAAAACGGGACUGAAGGUUGCUUUCUUGAAGAAACAGUGAAAACACUCCUAGUGGCGGCGCGCCGCUGGAAUAUAGUGUUGCGGUUUUUCUUGUGCGGAAAUGUGAACAUUUUCGGAGUACAAGGGGAAAAUUAAAGGUGAUUAGCGUGUGCCGUUGGUCGACGGUGAAAGGGGUCAGAAGGCCUGCCAGUCGCGACAUGGCGGGUUUUCGAGAAGAGGAUAAAGCACUCUUCCCAAUUCAGAGCAUAUCUUCUAUCGUUCAGAUCUUCCAAAAUCAGCUGGAAAAUAGCUCUGAGCCAGACCUCGCGCUACUUUCAAUCCUCGUCGGUGCUGUUGAGAAUUCCCUAACCUGUAACCGGACAUUUACGUCGCAGGAGAACGCUGUUUACGACGAGCCUAAAUUGCCGGCUGUCGAGUAUCAUAUAGCUGAAGCGUUAUAUACAAAGUUUCAUGCUGUUAUUAAAGGAGCUGUCGAUUUAACAGUUUACGACACCAAAUAUGCUACGAGAGAGCUUAUCAAGAAAGUCUCAGACGUAAUAUGGAACUCCCUAACGAGAAGCUACUAUAAGGAUCGGGCUCAUCUACAGAGUCUUUACAGUUAUCUUACUGCUAACAAAUUAGAUUGUUUUGGAGUGGCUUAUGCAGUAGUUGCUGGAUGUCAGGUGUUAGGAUUUAAAGAUGUUCAUCUUGCCAUGUCAGAGGACCAUGCAUGGGUUGUAUAUGGAGAGCAUGGUUCUGAAACUGCAGAGGUUACAUGGCACGGGAAGGGAAACGAGGAUAAACGUGGGCAACCCGUUGAACCUGGUGUAGCUUCUCGAUCGUGGUUGUAUGUAAAUGGUCAGGCAGUUGUAUGUUCUCGUGCUAUGGAAGUUGCCACAAUAGUAUCUGCUAUAAAUCCUAGUCUGAGUGCGACAGCUGAUGCAGCAGAAGUAGCAUUACUUCAACAAGAAUUAUUAUGGUUACUCUAUGAUUUGGGUCAUCUUGCCAAAUAUCCUAUGGCGCUUGGCAAUUUGGGUGAUUUAGAAGAGGCAGCACCAACGCCAGGAAGACCUCCAGCAAUAGAUUUAUUUCAGGAAGCCGUAAGAUGUGCCAGAAAGUAUUAUGGUAAUGCACACGUUUAUCCAUAUACUUAUCAAGGUGGAUAUCUCUACAGACAUGGAUUACAUGCUAAUGCUCUAGCGUCUUGGUCAGAUGCUGCAGACGUAUUGAGAAAAUACGAUUAUUCGCGGGACGACGGAGAAAUAUAUAAGGAAUUAUUGGAAAUCGCCAACGAAUUAAUACCUCACACGGUAAGGGCCGACGAGCGACUGUUACGACAGCCACGAUGUUUCGUCUACCUUCUAAGAUUUUACGACGGUAUUUGUCAAUGGGAGGAAGGGGCGAAUACUCCUGUCUUGCACAUAGGUUGGGCACGACCAUUAGUGAAUACCAUUUCUAAAUUCGAUGCUUCGAUUCGUGCUCAGGUUAUCAUCGAGUGUUACGAUAUGGAAACGAAGCAAGAGGAAGAGAAGAUGCAAAAGAGAGAAACCAGUCCUGAUGAGUCUCUUAACAAUAAUAAUAAUAAUUAUUGUAAAACGAAGGAGAGGGGUAGUGCUGCACGCGAUUUAAUCAAAAGUUUAGAGUCUAAAGUACCGGCUAAUCCAGCACCGAUGCAUCCCAGUAUUCAAGCAUUAACCGCUGCUUGCAGUGAAAAAAUCCUCAAUAGAGAUUAUUUACUGCAAGGUGGUGGAGAACCUUUCGUCGCACCUCCUGAGGACGCCUUACCUCCAGCACCAUCAACAUCUCAGGAGAGUCUAGAUCCCGAGGAGGAGAUAGAUUCGGAAAACGAGAGGCCAAGAAUAACGUUGUACAGUCAGAAAAUGAAGGGUCUCAAGGAUCUCCUGUUAGCUGAGAAAUUAAACACACAUGCUAUUUCGUUGCAAUUAACCGCACAAAGUCAGGUACAAAUAGAUGAAUUAAUAUUAUUCGCUGACAAAACUCGAGGAAAGGAAGGAUAAGAAGAAAGAGUGUUCUUGGUAAUACGCGCAGGAAGGAUGGAUUAUUAAUGAAUAUGAUAAAAUAGGAAAAGAAAGAAGAAAUAAGAGAUCUUCGAUCAUCGUCUUCUCGCUCUCUCAAAAGAAAAGAGAACAGAAAAAAUAUUCACGGACUAAUAAUUCAUUUUCCUGUAGUGCUUUUUGAUUUUCGAUUCUCGUUUGGAGAAAAUAUUAACAAAGCCUUUCGAAAAUGUGUUAUCUACAAUUAAGGAAAACAAAAUAAUUAUUAACCACACACAAAAAAAAAAGAAACACACUAUUUACAUACACAACACUAUAAAACACCCUAGUUUAAUAUAUAUUUUUUUCUCUCCCACUCCUGUCCUCCCUCUCCUCUUUAUAUUCUUCACGUAUAAAUUUACUAUCUUAUUCCGUAUGUAUUGCAAUGUUACUAUAUGAACAAGAGAAACAAUUUUCCAAUGUAAACCUUUUUCUAAUCUUUAUCCAUCUUUAUCCUAUAUUGUUUAAACAAUAUACACUCAUGAUGCUAUCUUGCCUUUAAGUUUUAUCAUGACUUUGAGUCAUAGUUCGUAAGAGUAAGUUUUGCCAUGUGCGCUAAAAAAAAUAAUUCAAUACUUAAAAAGAGACAAGUCCGAAAAAUAAUUACUCUCCAUCUAUACUCCGUAG
Messenger RNA from Polistes dominula (European paper wasp), 2716 nucleotides. It is a transcript of the gene Mnn1, whose product is annotated as menin 1. Gene Ontology annotation, cellular component: histone methyltransferase complex; chromatin; nucleus. Gene Ontology annotation, biological process: regulation of transcription by RNA polymerase II; negative regulation of cell cycle; negative regulation of cell population proliferation. The record is from RefSeq and is a predicted model, not a curated record. Lineage: Eukaryota; Metazoa; Arthropoda; Insecta; Hymenoptera; Vespidae. Gene Ontology annotation, molecular function: transcription cis-regulatory region binding; Y-form DNA binding; chromatin binding.